AGACGAGUUAUUUAAAAGCUUUAGUUGAGUCUGAACGAUCGUUGAGUUUAAAUUGUAAGCGAAAAGAAUCCAAGUGAAUUUUUACUUUGUAUCGGUGGUGAUUUUUUGUAAUUUAUUUUGAAAACUGACCGCUUGACUUGGUUUCUUUGUGAAGACCAGUUUUUUGUCCAUCGCUUCUUUGUGAUAAUAGAAAAAAAAACAUUCCCAACAUUUUCAAUAUGAAGAGCUUCAUUUGCUUUGCUGUUGUUUUGGCUUUCAUUGCCGCUUCCAGUGCCACCACUGUGAGAAAUUGUGCCAAAACCAAAGCACGUCUUGUGGAAAAUGGUGAUGUAAGCAUCACAAAUUGUCCAAAAUCAAAGUGUACUCUCAAACGCAAUACAGAACCUGAAAUUCAAAUUAAAAUUGUACCAAAUCGUGAUUUCAAAGAAUUGAAUUCGGAUAUUCAAGGUAUUCUGUUGGAUGUUCCAUUGCCAUUCCCCGGCUACUAUGGCACCAGUGCCUGUCCUCACAUCUACGAUGCUGAGGGUAAAAAUCAAGUAGGCUGUCCCCUGAAGGCUGGCGAAACUUAUCUGUACAAGAAUAGUUUUAAGAUUUUACCCAUCUACCCCACGGUCAGUCUGACAAUUCAUUGGGGUUUGGGCGACAAAGAGGGUGAUGCGGUUUGUUUCGAAAUACCAGCAAAAAUCAAAGCUUAAAUGUGUUAUAAGUUAAAAUUUAGUUGUUAAGUUUUAAGUUAAGUUGCAUAACUAGUUGUAGUAGAUCUCAGAUGAAAACUAUUAUUCAAUAUGCUAAAAUUAUGGUUGGAUAAAUUUGUUAAAAAAUUGUAUGAAAUCCAUUUUAGUUUGACACAUAUUCCAUAUUGGAGAUUCAAUUGAGCGCCUUAAAUUUAUUAGCCAUUGAGGUGGCCAAUGCUGACAAUGUUUGUCAGAGAAAUAGAACCAUUGAAAGGCAUUGAAGGCAGUCCUCAUUUUUUGUUUAUUUUAUUGUACAUAAAUCAAAGGAAAGCAACAUCUUUUAAUAGGUACAUAUACAUCCAUAUAUUUUACAAAUCAACGAAUUGUUCAGUAAUAUUGUUAAAUAAAUAUAUAUAAAUAAAUAUAAGAAAUAUAUAAGAAAAAUAUAUAUAUAAUAAAUUUAAUUUUAAUAACAUUAUUUUUUUAUUAAAUCCAAAAUGCA
Messenger RNA from Musca domestica (house fly), 1176 nucleotides. RefSeq names its product ecdysteroid-regulated 16 kDa protein (gene Npc2b). Bases 219 to 695 code for a protein of 158 amino acids. Gene Ontology annotation, molecular function: sterol binding. The record is from RefSeq and is a predicted model, not a curated record. The transcript has 3 exons. Gene Ontology annotation, biological process: intracellular cholesterol transport. Lineage: Eukaryota; Metazoa; Arthropoda; Insecta; Diptera; Muscidae.